AUGGAGGCGACAACUCGAAUGCAGACGGGCGAAGUUGGAUGCGAUUCGCAUGCAUGGACCGAUGACGGAGUACGGAAGGGCAGGGUGGUGAUAGCACUGGUGGUGAUGAGCUCCAUCCUUGGCCGAGGAUUUUGGACCCUUGCAGGCUUUGUGAUGAUGGACCUGGUGGACAACAGCAGCACUCCUGAGGAGCUACUCCGAAGGGUCCUUCCAACGGCCGAGCACGUGGUGCCGAACCUGAGGAAACCUCUCCUGCUCCAGAUGCGGUCGAGAGCAGAUCGGCCAAGUGCUGCGAGCUGGGUUCACGAGAUGCUAGAUUCGGCGUCUAGUGUGACUGCACACGAGCCACCUCUUCUGCGAUCCCAGCCGAUGUUGGCAUCUCAUUAUGAACAGUGCUUGCGAGCAGAUUGGCCAAGUGAUGCGACAUCCCCACAGCCUCUUUGA
Molecule: messenger RNA, 444 nt
Organism: Symbiodinium sp. CCMP2456
Lineage: Eukaryota; Dinophyceae; Suessiales; Symbiodiniaceae
Source: the annotation of a GenBank genome assembly